Messenger RNA from Mugil cephalus (flathead mullet), 2227 nucleotides. It is a transcript of the gene rhbdd3, whose product is annotated as rhomboid domain containing 3. Gene Ontology annotation, molecular function: serine-type endopeptidase activity; protein binding. The transcript has 5 exons. The record is from RefSeq and is a predicted model, not a curated record. Lineage: Eukaryota; Metazoa; Chordata; Actinopteri; Mugiliformes; Mugilidae. Gene Ontology annotation, cellular component: membrane. The coding region runs from base 409 to 1500 and encodes 363 amino acids.
UGCUGUCACACUAAAAACGCAAAGAAGAAGGCCACGUGCCAUAAACAAGCGGAAGUUGGUUUACACUUCGCUUAUAUAUUCCCCAUCAUAACGUAAAACGUGUGUUACUUUUGUUUUAAAUAUCAUAUGAUAUCAUAGGAUCGUCGUCCACAUUCGUUUUCGUUUCAUCUCGUUGGAAGAGAGAAUUUAAAGUCAGUCGUAAAGGAAUUUGUGAUUGUGGAUCAUAAUGUUUUUACAAUGGACCCCAGCUCCUACUAUCAUAUUGUGAGAAACACAUUCUCUCACAUUUCUGCAAGUCUUUCAUUUAACGGGCCAUAGAUAUUAUUAUGAACACAAACAGAUAUUGGUUUACGCUGACGAUGCCACGAAAGUAAAAGUGAGUGGAGAAACUACAGCUAAUCUCGAAUAAUGCUGCGUCGUAUAUCGUCAGUGUGGUGCAGGUAUGGGUCAGAUCGCCCUGGAUUUUGUCUGGGAACAUCUGUUUUAUUAGCUGUCCUGCUGCUAUUGUAUGCUGGAGGUAUCCAGGCAUGCCUCAGUUUAGGUCCAGGAGGAGACUUCCCAAGGUUUAGAGAUGUGUUUCUGUAUGCUCUCAGUCACGAUGACCUCCAGUCUCUGCUGGUCACCGUUGUUCUCCUGCUGGGGUUUGGAUCAUGCCAAGAGCGCCGCUGGGGAACAGUUGCCUUCCUCUCCCUCUCCAUCUUGACAAUGGCCUUAUUGCCCUUUCUCUACACCCUGGUCCUCUUUGUGGGUGGGGGUGAGGCGACCCGGGUCUGUGGUUACUCCGGCAUCCAGAUAGCUCUGUUUACAGCACAAUGCCGACAGGUGACACAGAGGAGGCUGCUGAGGUGUGUGCCAGUCUGGUUUCUCCCCUGGCUUCUUCUGCUGAUUGGCCUUCUUGCGCUGCCCGGGACGCCUGCACUGCUUCAUUUCUGCUCAAUAUGCAUCGGCCAUAACUAUCGGCAUCCAUUUAUUGGGACGUUACAGGAGUAUGAGGAGACCAGGAUCUUGGAUUUCAUUCCUGACUGGGUGUAUGUUCGCACAACAGCCAGAUUCAGACUACCCACCUAUUCUACCUCACAGAGAUCAGUUUCUCAAACGAUGCUCGUAGAUCAGGCAGUCGCUCCUCCAGUAAGUGAAACCUCCGCUUUUAAUCACCACCCGUGGAUUGAACCGAUGCCUGCAUGGAGGACAGAGGAGUCUGCUCUGCUGUCUGAGGCAGAUGUUCUGGAGGAGCAGAUGCUAAGGGCCGGGAUACUGGCCUCAUUAGAAGAUGCUCCCGAUGACCCUGAUGCAAAAGUAGAGGUGUCCAAAUCAUCGGUUUCAUCUCUGCGACUCCAGCAGCUAGAGAAGAUGGGCUUCCCCACUGAGAAAGCUGUAGUAGCUUUAGCGGCAUCAAAGCAGCUAGAUGGCGCCAUUUCCCUGCUUAUUGAUGACAACGUUGGAGAACAAGCUGUGGUGGUGUCCAAGGGAAAGGGUCCUGUGCCAUCAAGAGGCACUUAGACAGCCUGACAGUCCUGGACUGAGGCAGCAACCAUGUGCUGUACACUGGACAUAGAUUAUGCUUGGGUUUUGCUGAGCUUCAGUAUUUUCCCUGUGGGUCACUUGUAGAACUGUUUUGAUGAUGAUUAGAAUUCCUGCACAUAAAUGUUAAUUUAAUUGUAGAUGCAAACUAUGUGACACCGUUUCUUUAUCUGCACGUAUAGACGCACAUUAGAGAGAAUGGAUGUCAUGACUGUGCUGUACAUCAUGGAAAUGUUUAAUCAAAACUGUUGUACCACAAAUAAAAACAGGGGACAUGUUAAAAAAAAAAAAAGAACAUUAUUUUAUUACACCGAUCAUCUAAACAGGAUUAUCUUAACACAGUAACGCAUUUGCAAGAAACAAAAAAAUUCAAAAUAUGAAAUGGUUACACAACAGCAUACAAAAUAAACUACAAUUCAUUGUUUUAAAUAGUUUCACAAUAAGUUUGAUAUAAGAUUAAACAAAAAGUCAUUUCAUCAGAACAGUUUAAGCAGUUUUAAAUUUACCAACGCAACAGUGGUGGUAAAAAAUAUGUUCAAGUUCUUUUAACAGCUUUGCUAUUUUUCUGUGUGUGUGUUUGUUAAAAGAUCUAGGAAAGGACAGCCAGGUUUCGACAUUACUCAAAAUUAUUUACGACCGUGUCUGCUGAUCUGCAGCCAAAUGUGAAUGUUUGUGAUUUUUUUUUUUUUUUUUUUUACAGAUUAAA